AGCCCGUCCGCCUUAAUUUUAUGUCCGCGCCGGGUUUUCCCAGGCAGCCGCCGGCGGCAGGCUCCGGUCCGGCGGCGGAAACUCCGGCGCCAGAAUUUGGGUGCCGCCGCGGCCUGCGCCGGGCGGGCGGGGCCAGGAGGGGCGAGGCGAGGCGGGGCGGGCGAGAGGAGGGAAGUUGUCGAAGUUAGGGGAGACGCCCGCCCGCCGCCCGGGCUCGCCUCCGGCCGCUCCCUCCGCCCCCUCCCCGCCCCGAGCCCCCGUCCGCCAGUCCUUCCUUCCCCUGCCGUGCAUGAUGGAAACACCAUGGCUGCGGCGGCCCAGCUCUCCCUGACACAGUUAUCAAGUGGGAAUCCUGUAUAUGAAAAGUAUUAUAGACAGGUUGAUACAGGCAAUACUGGAAGGGUAUUAGCUUCUGAUGCUGCUGCUUUCCUGAAAAAAUCAGGGCUUCCAGACCUGAUACUUGGAAAGAUUUGGGAUUUAGCUGACACAGAUGGCAAAGGUCUCCUGAACAAACAAGAAUUCUUCAUUGCUUUGCGUCUUGUGGCAUGUGCCCAGAAUGGAUUGGAGGUUUCACUGAGUAGCUUGAACCUGGCUGUUCCUCCACCAAGAUUUCAUGAUGCCAGUAGUCCUUUGCUAAUCAGUGGAACCUCUGCAACUGAGCUCCCGUGGGCUGUAAAAUCUGAAGAUAAGGCCAAAUAUGAUGCUAUUUUUGAUAGUUUAAGCCCAGUGAAUGGAUUUCUGUCUGGUGAUAAAGUGAAACCAGUGUUGCUCAACUCUAAGUUACCUGUGGAUAUCCUUGGAAGAGUUUGGGAGUUGAGUGAUAUUGACCAUGAUGGAAUGCUUGACAGAGAUGAGUUUGCAGUUGCCAUGUUUUUGGUAUACUGUGCAUUGGAGAAAGAACCUGUGCCAAUGUCCUUGCCUCCAGCCUUGGUGCCACCUUCUAAGAGAAAAACGGUCAGUAUAUCAGGCUCUAUGCGGUUGAUCCCCUCUUCAGCAUCAGCCAAGGAACCUUACCACUCCUUACCACCUGUAGGCAUUUUACCUACCAAAGCACCGUUAAGACAGUGGGUUGUAUCCCCUGCAGAAAAAGCUAAAUAUGAUGAAAUCUUCCUGAGAACUGAUAAAGACAUGGAUGGAUUUGUGUCUGGAUUGGAAGUCCGUGAAAUCUUCCUGAAGACAGGUUUACCUUCUGUCGUGCUAGCCCAUAUUUGGGCAUUAUGUGACACAAAGGACUGUGGGAAGCUUUCAAAGGAUCAGUUUGCCUUAGCUUUUCACUUAAUCAAUCAAAAGUUAGUAAAGGGCAUUGAUCCUCCUCACAUUCUUACUCCUGAGAUGAUUCCACCAUCGGACAGAGCCGCUUUACAAAAGAACAUCAUAGGAUCAAGUCCUGUUGCAGAUUUCUCUGCUAUUAAGGAGCUAGAUACCCUUAACAAUGAAAUAGUUGACCUACAGAGGGAAAAGAAUAAUGUGGAACAGGACCUUAAGGAGAAAGAAGAUACUAUUAAACAGAGGACAAGCGAGGUUCAGGAUCUUCAAGAUGAAGUUCAAAGGGAGAAUACUAAUCUGCAAAAACUACAGGCGCAGAAACAGCAAGUACAGGAACUCCUUGAUGGACUGGAUGAGCAGAAAGCCCAGCUGGAGGAGCAACUCAAGGAAGUCAGAAAGAAAUGUGCUGAGGAGGCCCAGCUGAUCUCAUCUCUGAAAGCUGAAUUAACUAGUCAAGAAUCGCAGAUCUCCACUUAUGAAGAAGAGCUGGCCAAAGCUAGGGAAGAGCUGAAUCGCCUACAACAAGAGACGGCAGAACUGGAGGAGAGUGUGGAGUCAGGGAAGGCUCAGCUGGGACCUCUUCAGCAGCACCUGCAAGAUUCACAGCAGGAAAUCAGUUCAAUGCAAAUGAAACUGAUGGAAAUGAAAGAACUGGAAAACCAUAAUAAUCAAUUAAAUUGGUGCAGUAGCCCACACAGUAUUCUUGUAAAUGGCGCUACAGAUUAUUGCAGCCUCAGCACCAGCAGCAGUGAAACAGCCAACCUUAAUGAGCACGCUGAAGGCCACACCAACCUAGAGUCUGAGCCCAUCCACCAGGAGUCUCCAGCAAGAAGUAGUCCUGAAAUACCACCUUCUGGUGUGACUGAUGAAAAUGAAGUGGUGACUGCAGCUGUUAAUGAAAAAGUUUGUCCUGAAUUUAACAGUGACAGACAUUCGAAAGAGGAAGAUCCAUUUAAUGUAGAAUCAAGUUCACUGACAGAUCCCGUUGCAGAUACAAACUUGGAUUUUUUCCAAUCUGAUCCUUUUGUUGGCAGUGAUCCUUUCAAAGAUGAUCCUUUUGGGAAAAUUGAUCCGUUUGGAGGUGAUCCUUUCAAAGGUUCAGAUCCAUUUGCAUCUGACUGUUUCUUCAAGCAGUCUUCUACUGAUCCUUUUGCCACUUCAAGUACUGACCCUUUCUGUGCAACCAGCGAUAGCAGUAAUACAUCGGUAGAAACAUUGAAGCACAAUGAUCCUUUUGCUCCUGGUGGAACAGUUGUUGUUGCAGCUAGUGAUUCAGCCACAGACCCCUUUGCUUCUGUUUUUGGAAGUGAAUCAUUUGAAGAUGGAUUUGCUGACUUCAGCACAUUGUCAAAGGUCAACAAUGAAGAUCCUUUUAGUUCAGCCACAUCGAGCUCUGUCAGCACUGUGGUCGUUACAAAAAAUGUGCUUGAGGAAACAUCGGACAAAAGUGAAGAUGUACCCCCAGCACUGCCGCCAAAGAUCGGAACUCCAACAAGACCCUGCCCACCACCACCUGGGAAAAGACCCAUCAACAAAUUGGAUUCUUCUGAUCCCUUUAAACUGAAUGAUCCAUUUCAGCCUUUCCCAGGCAAUGAUAGCCCCAAAGAAAAAGAUCCUGAUAUGUUUUGCGAUCCAUUCACUUCUACUACUACCACUACCAGUAAAGAGGCUGACUCAAGCAAUUUUGCUAACUUCAGUGCUUAUCCCUCUGAGGAAGAUAUGAUUGAAUGGGCCAAAAGGGAAAGUGAGAGAGAGGAGGAACAGAGGCUUGCCCGGCUGAAUCAGCAAGAGCAGGAAGACUUAGAACUGGCUAUUGCACUCAGCAAAUCUGAGAUAUCGGAAGCGUGAAGAGUUCUCCCGUCCUUUGUCAGCCACAUAGUACUCUUCUGAAUACUGAAGCUAUUUACAGUGUAUAUCAAAACUACCUAUGAGCAUGGGAAUACAAAAGGUUUGAGAUUCCUGUAAAUGUGACAAAAGUUUGGUUUUUUGUUUUUACUCCAUUUAAGAUUUGUCUUUUUUUUUUCCUUGUAAAAGCAGUAACCCAGUCAUACUCCACGUAGGCCCCUCGUUCUUGUGUGCAUUUACUGUGAGCUUCUGCCUGCCUAUGCUACUUUUACCUGUAAAGCUAGAGCACUCAGCUUCUGCCUUCUGGAAUAUAGAGAAAUAGUUUCAGACGCUUAGCCGUGUUCUGUAGUUACUCUGAUGAUAGCCAGUGGGGUUCUUAAAGUUUGCAGUAUUCUCCCUAUUUGAAUGGUUGAGGGAGGGGAAGGGAAAGAGCAUCCUGUUUCUUUUAUGAUAGUGCAAAUUGGCCAGUUUAAAGUGCUUGUUUGUAUUUCCUUAUAAUCAAAAUGUUGUUCAAUUUUUUUUAUAGACAAAGAAAAGUAUUUUGCAUAAAUUGAAAAGAUAUAAUUUAGAUUGAACCAUUAUAGCUUUAGAUUCAAUCUUUUCCUAAAUAAAAACGUUAAAGCCUCAUGUGUGAAAUAUAUUUAAAAAAAAAUUCUCUGGAUUUAAAGAAUUUUAGAUAAACAGAUACCUCUCCGUAAUUUUAAGUGCUAGACAGUGGAGAAAAUUUAUCACCUGAAAUAUAGCCAUGGGUAUAAGGUAGACAAAAAUCUUAACAUGGCAGCCAUUCAGCCACUGCUCUGGCACUGUCCUCUUUAGUUGAUGGUAAGUUUAUUUUUGUACUUUUGCAGAAGAAACUUUGGCAAGCUAGAACUGGAAGGUACUUUAAUUUUUUGUAUAUAUAUUUUUUGUUUAAUGAAGGCUCUAUUACUUGAAAUGUAAAAACUCACUGAAUACAAAUGAAAAAAGUGACAUGUAUUAAAUCAUAUUAUUGCUUUUUGUCCAUCGUUGUGGUUUAAAAUAGUUUAUUCUCUUCAUGUUUUUCACCGAUAAAAUUGGCAGGCUAACAAGAAAAAUCUUGUUUUUUUAAUUGGAAGAGAAGGGACUUGUCACCUUAUCCAAGCUCUUCGUGUGUUAAAAACCUGUCUCCUGUAAAACUGACCUAGCAGACAACCUGAAUUUGAAAUAGACUGUGAAGAAGGCUAUAAAUUGUAGAGUAAUCUUAAUUUUUUUUAACAUAAGUUACUGACUUAGAUAAUGUGUUAAAUACUCUAUAAAGAAAAAUGCACCUAAAAACCAAUUAAAAGUCUUUGUGGUCACCAGGUCAAGGUGGUAUUGAUCUGUGUUAAUCAGAGUAACUUAUUGCCUCGCCUAUGAAUAAAUUCCAAAAUAUCCGAUUCAUUUCAUCUUGGAAUGGUGCUUUUUCCUCUCCACACACAAUUGGACUGCUGCAGUGCAAAACAAACUUAAACCACUUUCUUGCACUGCUGACUUUUUUCUACUUUUAUAAAUCGAAACAUUUCAGCAUGAAAGUCACACAUAUGAAGCAAGGGCUGAACUAUAAUCUCAAGGCUUUAAUUUUGAUAAACUAAUUCAGUGACCUACAGAUAUGUUGGAAAAGUUGAUUGAGAAGGUAGUGUUGGGAGCUGUGAUAGGUAGUGGUUUUUGGGUUUUUUUCUUCCCCUUACACUUCAGGAAAAAGGUAAGUUGACUUGAACAACCUUCGUUUGCACUGGGAAAAUGAACAGAUGUUUGAAAUGCUUUUAAAAUAUUUUUUUUAAUUAAAAAAACACUCUGGAAAGAACUAAAUAUCUGUAACUUAUAAACACUGACUUUCAAUGUAAUAAAUGUACCCUAAUCUUAUGUGUGUUUAACUGGAUUACAUAGAUUCUUAUCUUUUGUUAAAAUACGUAUACUCAGUGGACCAAUAUAAUGUUAAAGUAUGUAUAUAUUAUAUAAAUAUAUAUGUAUCCAUAUCUCCAUGCUCAUUUGUGUAGGAUGAAUGUCUUGGAGUCGUUUGUGGUUAUAUUUUACAUUGUUGACUCUGGCUCCAGAGCCUGUGCUUGAAAAGGACAGAUGAGUAUUCCUGAGAGCGAGGUGGCACUACUCAUGAAGUUUUAACCCUCUUCUACAUAUUUGUUCAGGUUUAUCUGGGCUCUCUUUAUAGAAUUUUCUCGUAUGUUUCAAACUUCUAAAUUGUAGCCUGUAAUUAUGAGAACAAUAAACUUAAGUAAGAAUAAAGCAUACUAUCCAGACAUCCUA
Molecule: messenger RNA, 5370 nt
Organism: Equus caballus (horse)
Lineage: Eukaryota; Metazoa; Chordata; Mammalia; Perissodactyla; Equidae
Gene: EPS15
Product: epidermal growth factor receptor pathway substrate 15
Biological process (GO): endocytosis; endosomal transport
Cellular component (GO): cytoplasm; clathrin coat of coated pit; plasma membrane
Molecular function (GO): cadherin binding; calcium ion binding
Source: RefSeq, a predicted model, not a curated record